Messenger RNA from Castor canadensis (American beaver), 2305 nucleotides. Lineage: Eukaryota; Metazoa; Chordata; Mammalia; Rodentia; Castoridae. The record is from RefSeq and is a predicted model, not a curated record.
CGCGUCCCCAGCGUCCUGACCUCUCCGUCUUUGCAGCGCAGUGCGAUCCGGAGCACGCCGGAGGUGAGCGGAGUGACAGCCUGGGCAUCGGUCCCCAUCCAAGGUCCUCAGAAGCCAUGCCAAAGCCCCACAGCGAAGCCGGGACCGCCUUCAUCCAGACCCAACAGCUGCACGCAGCCAUGGCCGACACAUUUCUGGAGCACAUGUGCCGCCUGGACAUCGACUCGCCACCCAUCACGGCCCGGAACACAGGCAUCAUCUGUACCAUCGGCCCGGCCUCCCGCUCGGUGGAGACACUGAAGGAGAUGAUUAAAUCUGGAAUGAACGUGGCUCGACUGAACUUCUCUCACGGAACUCAUGAGUACCACGCAGAGACCAUCAAGAAUGUGCGCACAGCCACAGAGAGCUUUGCUUCUGACCCCAUCCUCUACCGGCCAGUUGCUGUGGCUCUGGAUACGAAAGGGCCUGAGAUUCGAACUGGGCUCAUCAAGGGCAGCGGCACAGCAGAGGUGGAGCUGAAGAAGGGAGCCACACUCAAGAUCACUCUGGACAACGCCUACAUGGAAAAGUGUGAUGAGAACAUCCUGUGGCUGGACUAUAGGCCCUGCUGCUUGUCUCUUGCCUUUGAGUUGCACUGGGCCCUCAUUGCUUUGCCUCUCCUCCCCACUCCACUUCAUACAGGUGCUGACUUCCUGGUGACAGAAGUGGAAAAUGGUGGCUCCUUGGGCAGCAAGAAGGGUGUGAACCUUCCUGGGGCUGCUGUGGACCUCCCAGCUGUGUCAGAAAAGGACAUCCAGGAUCUGAAGUUCGGGGUGGAGCAGGACGUAGACAUGGUGUUUGCAUCCUUCAUCCGCAAAGCGGCUGAUGUCCAUGAGGUUAGGAAGGUCCUGGGAGAGAAAGGAAAGAACAUCAAGAUUAUCAGCAAAAUUGAGAAUCAUGAAGGAGUUCGGAGGUUUGAUGAGAUCCUGGAGGCCAGCGAUGGGAUCAUGGUGGCUCGGGGUGAUCUAGGCAUUGAGAUUCCUGCAGAGAAGGUCUUCCUUGCUCAGAAGAUGAUGAUAGGACGCUGCAACCGGGCUGGGAAGCCUGUCAUCUGUGCCACGCAGAUGCUGGAGAGCAUGAUCAAGAAGCCCCGCCCCACCCGAGCCGAGGGCAGUGAUGUGGCAAAUGCUGUCCUCGACGGAGCCGACUGCAUCAUGCUGUCUGGAGAGACGGCCAAAGGGGACUACCCCCUGGAGGCUGUCCGCAUGCAGCACCUGAUUGCCCGUGAGGCAGAGGCUGCUAUCUACCACUUGCAAUUAUUUGAGGAACUCCGCCGCCUAGCACCCAUUACCAGUGACCCCACAGAAGCCGCCGCCGUGGGCGCCGUGGAGGCCUCCUUCAAGUGCUGCAGUGGGGCCAUUAUCGUCCUCACCAAGUCUGGCAGGUCUGCUCAUCAGGUGGCCAGGUACCGCCCACGUGCUCCCAUCAUUGCUGUGACACGCAAUCCCCAGACCGCUCGCCAGGCCCACCUGUACCGUGGCAUCUUCCCUGUGUUGUGUAAGGACCCAGUCCAGGAGGCCUGGGCUGAGGACGUGGACCUCCGGGUGAACUUGGCCAUGAAUGUUGGUAAGGCUCGAGGUUUCUUCAAGUCAGGAGAUGUGGUCAUUGUGCUGACUGGCUGGCGCCCUGGCUCCGGCUUCACCAACACCAUGCGUGUUGUCCCUGUGCCAUGAUGGCCCCCAGAACCUCUCCUCCACAGCCCCAUCCCAUCCCCUUUCCCCAACCCAACCAUUCAGCCAGCAACGCUUGUAGUGCUCGCUCUGGGCUGCAGGGUCGCACCGGUAGGCUGGGACCCCAGAGAAGAUCAGUGUCUCUUUGAACAUGCCUGGCUUUUAGACCCUGCUUGAGGGGGCUCACCCAGAGCCUAGCUGCCCAUCAUGUGGGCCUACCUAGGCAAGGGACAAAGUUGUUGAUCGCAAGAGGGCGACAGCGACUCCUUGGUGCCUUUGUUCAGUUCUGUAGAAAGGAUACUCCCAGCCCUAGCCCGGAGUCAGGAGGCCACAGCAAGAGCAGGGCUUAAGAGCCUGGGACGGGACAGUGAUUUCCAGUGUAGACAGACCCUGGCCCUUACUUGCUUCCCUAGCCCUCUUGGCCUCCCCACUCCACCUUGUGCACUGUGCUCUUGUUCUGCACUCAACUGUCGCCGCAGACAAACACUCCACCCUCCACCUUGGCUUCCCCAGGACUGCAGGUCUGCACGCCUGUUGCUAUAGAGCCUACCAGUAUGUCAAUAAACAGAGCUAAAGCACCUGUUUCCUCUCUUUUC